Messenger RNA from Torulaspora delbrueckii, 6555 nucleotides. It is a transcript of the gene BRR2, whose product is annotated as ATP-dependent RNA helicase BRR2. The record is from RefSeq and is a predicted model, not a curated record. The coding region runs from base 1 to 6555 and encodes 2184 amino acids. Lineage: Eukaryota; Fungi; Ascomycota; Saccharomycetes; Saccharomycetales; Saccharomycetaceae. Gene Ontology annotation, molecular function: ATP binding; nucleic acid binding. Gene Ontology annotation, cellular component: nucleus. The transcript has a single exon.
AUGAGCUUUGAAAAGUUUACCAAUAAUCAGCACUUUAAACAGGUUGUAAGAGGCCAACUAGUGGCUCAUCUGGAUCUAAUUGAUUGCCUAGAUUGUUUGAAACUACAUACCCAGAUGGCGGAAGAAAGUACGGAGGAUAGAAAGAAGCAGAUCCGGGAGAUUUACCGUUACGAUGAGAUGUCCAACAGGGUACUUAAGGCUGACCGGAGAUUGCAAACGAUACAGUCAGACCCUCAGCGAGAUGCUGAGUUAUCACAGCCGAAAUCCAUGAGUGGAAGGAUCUCUGCUAAGGAGAUGGGUGCAAAUGCUCGUCGUGAAGCUACAGUUGAGGAAAGGGAAGAGGCCAGGAGGGAAGUGGAACGCAGGCAACGAGAUACUAGUUUGGUUAAGAGUAACCGAAGCGUAAAUGCUACGUCUGGUACGGUUUUGGACUCUGCUAAUCUAGGUCUAAAAUACUAUCCCAGGGACAAAGCGAAUACUGAAGUAUAUGAGGACGUUCUGCGAUGGGUGUCAACGCAGGUGGGAAAUGAUAUGCCACGCGAUGUGAUUGCAGGUACUGCUGACCUGCUGAUAUACCGCUUCAAGGAUAAUGAAGAAGAAGCCGACGGGCUGGUAGCAAAGAAGAGACAAGAGAUUGAACAGGAGCUUCAAAGAAAAGUCGAGCCAUCAGAAUUCCAGGAACUAGUUAAAUUAGUGAAGCAAAUUACGGACUACGGUGAUCAAUCUAGCGGAGCAGAUGAGAAAGUGAUAACGACGCUCUCUGAGGAUGGUUAUGACGAGGAGGAGCUUGUUGAAGAACAGGCCGAAGAAGACGACGUUGAAGAGGAAGAAGAGGAUCAAGAAAUAAUCGGAAAGAAUAUUGCUGAGCCAAUCUUACAAAGGGAUGAUGAAACUCUAUUACUUACUGGUGAAUCUUCGACUGAUCUACAAAGUUUAGCAAUCUAUGAUGUGGAUGAGUUCUUCAUACGAAGAAAGUUGAACGAAGUUAUAGAAAACGCAGAUGCUGGCAAGAUCCAGAGGCUUUCUGAUAGAAUAAUGAAUGAAUUGGAGAAGAGAGACGAUAACCCGAGAGUACUUGAGGAAAGCCUGAUGAAAAUGCUGGAUUUUGAGCAUCUUCAGUUGGCAGAGUUCGUCAUCAAAAAUAGGUCUCUACUGCUCUGGGGUACUCGGCUGGCUAGGGCAUCCGAACAUAGUAGACCACAGCUACUCCAAGAAAUGCGGGAGAAAGGGUUGGGAUAUCUUGUAGAGCAAUACGAGUCCAAAAAGCGGCUUCAAAACAAGAGGACAGUGGAUGAUGCUGACGAGCAAAAAGAUGUGAACCCUGAAAAGAGAGUGAGAAACGACGUACAGACGACACUACCGCCUUUGAUAGACCUGGAAUCAUUGAAAUUUGAUGAGGGUGCGAAGUUGAUGACAGUGACCAAAGUCGCACUACCUAAGGGCUCGUAUAAAAAGGUAAACCCACAUUACGAGGAGAUACAUAUACCUGCUCCGGAAAGACCUGAGAUAAAUUACGACCUGGUCUCAAUUACGUCCUUACCUGCCUGGGCACAAGAAGCAUUCCCUUCAGCUGAGACAGAAACCUUGAAUGCAAUCCAGUCAAAAGUGUUUCCUGCAACAUUUCAUGACGACAUCAAUCUCUUGUUGUGCGCACCAACUGGUGGUGGUAAGACUAAUGUCGCAAUGCUUUCCAUUCUCAGAGUUAUCUCAAGUCUGAUUAAUCCAGAAACAAAGAAGUUAAAGAACAAAAAUUUCAAAAUUGUAUACCUUGCGCCUUUGAAAGCCUUAGUGCAAGAGCAGGUUCGAGAAUUCCAAAGGAGACUAGCAUACUUAGACAUCAAAGUCGAAGAAUUGACAGGUGAUUCAAAUCUCAGCAAGUAUCAGAUUUCCCAGACACAGAUAUUAGUAUCCACACCAGAGAAAUGGGAUGUGAUAACGCGUAAGGCGGCUGACACAUCAUCGUUCAUUCGACUUGUUCGUUUAAUAAUAAUAGACGAAGUCCAUUUACUGCAUGACCAGAGAGGUCCUGUUAUAGAAAGCAUAGUAGCAAGGUCCUUACAGUCGGAGGUUAUACCGAGUCGACCAAGAAUAGUUGGACUUUCUGCUACACUUCCGAACUAUGAAGAUGUAGCGAAAUUUUUGCAGGUUCCUCCAAAGGGAUUGUUCUACUUUGAUUCAGCUUAUCGACCUUGUCCGCUUAGUCAAGAGUUUUGCGGUGUUACAGAGAAAAACUCUGUGAAAAGGAUUCAAGCGGCGAACGAGGCAUGCUACGACAAAACCCUACAAUCUGUGACCGAUAAUCAUCAGGUAAUAAUAUUCGUCCAUUCCAGGAAGGAGACUGCCAGGUUGGCAAAGUAUCUUGUUGAAAAAUUCAACGAGAGUGGAAACUCCGAAAGUUUGCGUAAGUCAGAUGCUGGUUCUAAGCAGGUUUUGAGUACAGAAGCUGAAAAUAUUCAGGACCCUCAUUUGAGGCUAGUUCUGAAAUACGGAAUAGGACUACAUCAUGCAGGUCUGUCUAGGUCUGAUAGGUCUCUUGCGGAGGAUUUGUUCGCUGAUGGAGUUUUGCAAGUGCUUGUAUCGACUGCCACGCUAGCAUGGGGUGUCAAUCUUCCUGCGCACACGGUGAUUAUCAAGGGGACAGAUGUUUACUCGCCGGAAAAGAGCACUUGGGACAAGUUGUCCCCACAAGAUCUAUUACAAAUGCUAGGUAGGGCUGGUCGUCCCAGAUACGAUACUCAUGGUGAAGGCAUCAUAAUCACGAACCAGACAGAUGUUCAAUACUAUUUGGCUGUUCUAAAUCAACAGCUGCCAAUCGAAUCUCAAUUCAUCUCAAUGCUAAUGGAUAAUUUGAAUGCCGAAAUUGUGUCUGGCAAUAUCAAGUGCAGACAGGAUGCUGUAAAUUGGUUAAGCUACACAUACUUGUAUGUGAGGAUGCUAGUAUCCCCUCAGUUAUACAAAGUACCUAAUGAUGAAAACGAUGAGUCGCUCAUUGUAUAUCGAGAGACUUUGGUUCAUUCUGCUUUGACAACUCUUCACAACGAAAAUCUGAUAGUCUAUCACCCGCAAACUGGUACUGUGCUAUCAACUGAGUUGGGACUGAUAGCAUCUUACUUCUACAUUAAACAUACUUCCAUGGUUACUUACAGCAGGGAAUUAUCGGACCAUUCAUCUCAGAUGGAUCUAUUCAGAAUCAUUGCCAUGUCAGAAGAGUUCAAAUACUUAUCUGUAAGACCGGAGGAACGAAAGGAAUUGAAGGAACUUCUAGAUAGAGCUCCCGUUCCAGUCAAAGAGAAUGCAGAUGACAGGUUAGCAAAAGUCAACAUACUGCUUCAAAGCUAUAUCUCUCGGCUUAAGUUGGAAGGAUUCGCUUUAAACGCCGAUAUGAUGUUCAUCACGCAGAAUGCUGGAAGAAUUUCCAGAGCCCUUUACGAGUAUUCUUUGAAAAGAGGUUACUCUGGGACCACUAAAGCUCUUUUGAAUAUAUGCAAAAUGAUAGACCGAAGAUUAUGGGUCGCUAACUCUCCCUUGGGUCAAAUGAAAUCCUGUCCUUUCGAGGUCGUUAGGAAAACAGAAGCCUCUACACUUCCAUGGCAAGAUUAUCUGGAGUUAGAGUCGCCGGCGCAGGUGGGUCAAGCCAUAAGAUCAGAAAAGCACGGCAAACUGGUCUACGAUUUGCUUCGCAGGUUCCCCAAGCUUCUUCUAAAAUGUUCGAUUCAGCCGAUAACUCCUAGUUUGUUGAAGUUUGAACUUGAAAUUUUGCCAGACUGGAUCUGGGAUUCCUCAUUGCAUGGUCUUGUUGAACCUUUUGUCGUGUUGGUUGAAGACACUGAUGGUGAGAACAUACUAUUCUCAAGUACUUUACUCGUCCGUAAGGAGGCUGUUAAUGAUCCACACAUGAUAGAUUUUACACUGCAGCUAUCACCAGCCCAGCAAAAGAGAUUGCCGCCCAAUUUUUUCGUCUCUGUUAUUUCUGAGCGAUGGUUGAAUAGUGAUGCUCAGCUUGCACUCAGCAUCGAGCACUUAAGACUCCCUAAGAAGUUUCCUGCUCCAACGCCAAUCAUAGAUAUGGCAUUAGUGCCAACCUCAGAAUUGGGAGACCUCGAAUUCUCCAAUGUUUUUAACUUCGAACUCUUCAACAAGUUUCAAAGCCAAACGUUUCAGUCAGUGUACAACUCAAACGUGAACAUUAUGGUUGGUGCAAGCAAAGGAGCAGGGAAGACUACGAUAGCAGAGUUGGCGCUACUCAACCAUUGGAGGCAGAACAAAGGUCGCGCACUGUAUAUCUCUCCUCAUCAAGAGAAAAUCAACAAUCUGACAAAGAGUUGGGACAACAGAUUCUCUGAACUAGCCGGUGGAAAAGCUAUUGGUAAAUUAGGCAUUGAUACUAAUAUGAAUUUACGCAUCAUAUCCCAAAGCCAUCUAGUGCUCGCAACCCCUGGCCAGUUCGACACUGUCUCCCGCCGUUGGAGGCAAAGAAAAACAAUUCAAAACAUAGAGCUUAUCAUUUACGAUGAUGCUCAUGAAAUAUCCAGUGGCCUCACCGGAGCUAUAUACGAGGCUGUUAUCUCGAGAAUGAGUUUUAUUUCUACACAACUGGAUAAAGAGACAAGAAUCGUAACACUGUCAUCUUGUGUUGCGAACGGACGUGACUUUGGUGAGUGGCUAGGAGUCAACAAAAGUCAUAUCUUCAACUUCUCGCCACAAGAACGAAUCAAUCCAAUCGAGAUCCAUUUGAACUUCUUCAAUCAUUCAGCUAACACAAGUUACAAUAGAUCGAUGAUAAAAUCUGCAUUUGACUUUGCUCAUGUUAAUUCCAGCAGUACAACGAUUGUAUAUCUGCCCACAAGGCUUUCUUGCUUGAAAAUGAGCAAUACCUUUGUUGAAAUGGGGGAGUCUUGCAGUUGGGACUUGUUGAAAGUUGAUGACUAUGAGCUGGAAAAAUACUUAGAAAGCCUCCAAGACUCACAGCUCAGGGUGCCAAUUAAGAGAGGCACUGGGAUCAUUCAUAAGGGAAUGGCUGCGAAGGACAGAAAGCUAAUUCAAAAGCUUUACAGCAACGGGGCGUUGUCUGUUUUAUUUGUUGCCAGAGAGUGCUGUUUCAACUCACCUGAUGCGGAUUCAGUAGUAAUUUUAGGGACACAAUGGUACGAUGACAAAGAGCAUCGUUUCAUUGACUACACCGCUAACGAAAUACUGGAGAUGGUUGGAAAUGUCCAUGAUAGAAAUGGAAAAAGUAGCGGCAGGCUGUUGCUCCUUACAAGCUCCAAAACGAAAGACUACUACAAGAAGAUUUUAGUGGAGGCCCUGCCAUUAGAAAGUUUCAUGUACUUUCAUUUGCCUGACCUGCUCGUAACCGAAAUUAGCACAUCAGUGAUUGAAAGUAAACAAGACUGCCUUGAUUGGUUGGCUUACACUUACUUUUACCGUCGCCUACACGCCAAUCCAAGCUUCUAUGGUGUAAAAGAUAUCACACCAUAUGGUAUUUCGGCCUAUCUCACAGAGCUGGUGGAGAGCACCCUCACGGACUUACAAAACUCGUCCAUGAUAGAAAUAGAAAGUCAGAAGUCAGCGGACGAAGGCGUUGUCAGUGAAACUAUCUCUCCACUUACCGGGUGCAUGGUAAGUUCCCACUACAAUACCUCAUUUUUGACUAUGACCAUGCUUUUGAGUUCGUUGUCUGGUAGUGCUACCUUGCAGGAUAUCUUGCAUAUUCUGUCGCAGGCAAGCGAAUUUGACAGUAUUCCAUUACGAGAGGAUGAACUCUCAAUGCUAAGAAAGUUGAAUGAACGUGUUCCUCUUAGAGUCACAGAUUUGGCGGGCAGUAAUCUAUUCGCAAACAAAAUAUUCUUAUUACUUCAAGCACAUUUCUCAAGAUUGAGUUUGGCCGUCGAUUUCAGGUCAGAUUUGAAGAUAAUACUGGAGAAAGCGGUUCCCCUGGUCAAUACAGUUAUUGAUGUAUUGUCGGGUGACGGAAAGUUGAACGCAAUGACUGCAAUGGAUAUCUCUCAAAUGAUCAUACAAGGUUUGUGGGAUGUGGACAGCCCAUUGAAACAAAUUCCAUACUUCGACGAUGAUGUAUUGACGAAAUGCUCUGAAAGAACAAUCGAGACCGUCUAUGAUAUAAUGGCCCUUGAAGACGCAGAAAGGGAAGAAAUCAUGCCUUCUGAAGACAGUAAACUGCUCAAGAUUGCUAAUUUUGUCAAUAAUUACCCAAAUGUCGAGCUGGAAUACUCCAUUGACCAAGGUAGAGAAAUAAAGGCUAAUGAAGCGACGACCAUCAACUUGACGUUGACAAGGGACGAGCUUCCCGAAACUUUGGAAGUCUUCUCAGAAAAAUACCCACUUGAAAAACUUGAAACCUGGUGGCUCGUACUGGGAGAAGUCUCUUCAAAGCAGUUGCAUGCUAUUAAGAAAGUUUCUUUGCGCAGUGAAGUUCAAUCAUAUGCUAUGGAAUUCUUCCUUCCCGAAGGCGAACACGAAUUGACGAUAUGGUGCGUAUGCGAUUCGUACCUAGAUGUAGACAAGGAAGUCUCUUUCAGCCUGAAAGCACUGUAA